CACUGCCGCGCAGCUAAACCGCAUCGAACUAUCCUCAUCGUCUUCCUCCGCCGCUAUAGGGGCCUAAGCGGGAGCGGCCUGGACGGCGUCACUGAGAGGGCUGGGGGCGGAAGUGGAGGCGGAGGGAGACGGUACAGUCCGCAGGGCCUUGGACCUUCGCGGCGAGGCUCUGGUGGGCGCGAGGCAGGGGAGGGGGGAGGAGGAGGAGCCCGCGGCCCGGGCGGCGGCGGCGGCGGCGGCGGCGCCCGAGUUCCCCGUAGGGCCCCGCCUCGGAGCGGGCGGUGGUGGAGGAGGAGCAGGAUGGCGGCCUCGGCCCUGUACGCCUGCACCAAGUGUACCCAGCGCUAUCCCUUCGAGGAGCUCUCCCAGGGCCAGCAGCUCUGCAAGGAAUGUCGGAUUGCGCAUCCUAUUGUAAAAUGUACUUACUGCAGAUCAGAAUUUCAACAAGAGAGCAAAACUAAUACAAUUUGUAAGAAAUGUGCUCAAAAUGUGAAGCAAUUUGGCACACCUAAGCCUUGUCAGUACUGUAACAUAAUUGCAGCAUUUAUUGGUACAAAGUGUCAGCGUUGUACAAAUUCAGAAAAAAAAUAUGGACCACCUCAGACCUGUGAACAGUGCAAACAACAAUGUGCUUUUGAUCGAAAGGAGGAAGGAAGAAGAAAGGUUGAUGGAAAGUUGUUAUGCUGGCUCUGUACUUUAUCAUACAAGAGAGUUUUACAGAAGACAAAAGAACAAAGGAAGAGCCUGGGAUCUUCACAUUCAAACUCAUCUUCUUCAUCUCUUACCGAGAAAGACCAGCAUCAUUCAAAACAUCACCACCACCAUCAUCACCAUCACCAUCGUCACAGCAGUAGUCACCACAAAAUCAGCAAUCUGAGUCCAGAACAAGAGCAGGGACUGUGGAAACAGAGCCAUAAAUCCUCUGCAGCAAUUCAGAAUGAAACUCCAAAGAAAAAGCCCAAAUUGGAAUCUAAGCCAUCUAAUGGAGAUAGUAGCUCUAUAAAUCAGUCAGCAGAUAGUGGGGGAACAGACAAUUUUGUCCUUAUAAGUCAACUGAAAGAAGAAGUGAUGUCACUUAAACGUCUCUUACAGCAGAGAGACCAGACCAUUUUAGAAAAAGAUAAAAAGUUAACUGAACUAAAGGCAGACUUUCAGUACCAAGAGUCAAAUUUGAGAACAAAGAUGAACAGUAUGGAAAAAGCUCACAAAGAAACUGUGGAACAACUUCAGGCCAAAAACAGAGAACUACUCAAACAGGUCGCAGCAUUGUCAAAGGGUAAAAAGUUUGACAAAAGUGGAAGCAUACUAACAUCCCCUUGAGAAAGUAGUUAUUCAUGUAGUGUUUCUGCUGAAAAUGUAAAUUUGAGAAAAAUUCUGUGAAGCCCUUAAAUUCUGUGUAGUGGAGAAAUAUUUUUGCACACCAGAUGAAUUGGCGUGUUUCCUAUUCACUUUUGUAACUGAUAUACAGCAUUUUUUAAGUUGUAAAACGUUCAAAUAAAACUUCAACUGGCUUGAAGUUACUUUUUAAUGAUUUGCUAUCCAGGAACUUUUUUGCCAGCAAUAGUAUUAAACACUUGUAAAGGAGUGCAUGAGUCGUGCUCUUUAUAAAAUGCAACAUGCAAUAAUAGAGUAGGUGACGGUGUUCAGAAGUCAGAGCAGCAGGGCUUUCGGUUUGUUUUGUUUUUUGUUUUACACUAUGUUGAUUUCAGAUAAACAGUUUUCACUUUAGAAAUACAAAAACUUUUAAACAAAGAAAAUGGUAAACACUGGUUUUUUUGGUAAUUGUGUUUUUACUUUGCAUCAACAUGAAUUUAGGAGAAAAUCAUGGUGCUUUUAUUAAAUGAACUUCAGAGUAUAUGUAAAUAUGUUUUUAAAAGUUACAUCAUUAACAUUAGUUAGUAAACUAGUAUUUUCAUUAUUGGUAUAAGAAUUAAUGUUUAUUGUACAGUAUCCAAGGUAAAAUGUGUUCUGUUUUGUACAAACUACUGUAGAUUUUUACUUACAAGUGCCUUUUUGCCACCUAAUGUUUUUAUUUAUAGGAAUGCUGAUCUUUUGUACAUACAGUUUGUUUUAAAAUCAUGUUUAAUAAAUGUUUGUAUAUAAAUGCAUAUGUACAGAAGCCUAUUUCAAAAGGAAAUCAAAGUUGUUAGUAAAAUGUUUGAGAUCGCAUUAAGAACUGAUGAUGCAUAUAGACUCUAGAUGAUUUUGUGGUUUGUUUCUGUGUGAUAUGAGAAGCUGUUGGUCACUGAAUUCAUUGAAUUAUGUAAAAAUACACCCCCCAAAGAUUUAAUUUUAAAUCAUUUCUGAUAGAGUAAUUUUAUUUUUUAUGUCAUAUGGCUUCAUGUUCAUAUUUCUUGAGUUACAUGUUCUGCUUUAUUUUUCUUUUAUAAAAGCUUUUGAAAAUUUA
Leptonychotes weddellii (Weddell seal) is the source of this 2407-nucleotide messenger RNA. It is a transcript of the gene FAM76B, whose product is annotated as family with sequence similarity 76 member B. The record is from RefSeq and is a predicted model, not a curated record. NCBI's taxonomy places the organism in Eukaryota, Metazoa, Chordata, Mammalia, Carnivora, Phocidae. Gene Ontology annotation, cellular component: nuclear speck.